Messenger RNA from Rhodamnia argentea, 1284 nucleotides. RefSeq names its product zinc finger protein ZAT3. The transcript has a single exon. Lineage: Eukaryota; Viridiplantae; Streptophyta; Magnoliopsida; Myrtales; Myrtaceae. The coding region runs from base 119 to 1174 and encodes 351 amino acids. The record is from RefSeq and is a predicted model, not a curated record.
AGGCCUAAGUAACCGCUCACUCCCCCCACUACAUAAGCCGCUCCAAUGCCAUCGGUUAAGCUUUUUGGCCAACCCUUCUCUCUCACAGCAUCUGUAUUGAAAAAAAAGAAAAAGAAACAUGAACUCCGAUUCCGACUUCCAUUUCGCUCUUCCUCCGACCCAUGAAAUCCUCACUUCCUUCGCUUCGAUCCCCAACACCAACUCCUCUCUCGCGAGAUACGACCCUAACCCACGCAAGAAGCGCUCCCGACUGAUACAGUUCGAUUCCAACUUGAGCGUGCCGAGUCCCUCGGGCGUUUCGAGGCCCAAGUAUGGGAAGAAGCCUGACCCCGGGUUGCCGAAGAUCACCCGGCCGUGCAGCGAGUGCGGGAAGAAGUUCUGGUCGUGGAAGGCCCUGUUUGGCCACAUGCGGUGCCACCCCGAGCGCCAGUGGCGUGGGAUGAACCCGCCGGCGAACUUCAGGCCGGUUGCAGAUUCCCCAGCCAAGUCUUCGAGCAGGACCAUCGUUGAUCAAGGGGUGAUGACAGAAGAGGAUCAUGAAGUCGCAAUGUGCUUGCUCAUGCUGGCUGACAACGCUCCAAUGGAUGCAGAUUCGCCUCGUGCCGCAACAACAAAUGAAGGGCUUCGGAAUUCUGACAUGUUUCCCGCAGGAGACGUGCGAAUGGGGGUCGAUCACAAUACCGACGGGGGAUGCCGGUCGGAUUCAAGCGGUCAAUUCGAGUGCUCGAGUUGCAAGAAGGUGUUCGGGUCGCACCAGGCCUUAGGGGGGCACAGGGCAAGCCACAAGAACGUCAAGGGCUGCUUCGCAAUGGCGAGGAGCGGUGACGGCGAGGUGGGUUUCCAUAAUGCCAGUUACUCAUUAGACUGUAAUCAGGACUUCAUUGCUGCGCCCUUUAAGGACCAUGGUGGGGAGGAUAAUAUGACGCUUGAUUUAGGGCACCAGUGCAGUAUUUGCCUGAAGGUCUUCUCUAGUGGUCAAGCCCUUGGCGGGCACAAGAGGUGCCACUGGGAGAAAGGAGAAGAGCCAUUCUUGGCUCAAGGUCUCAACGCUUUCGCGACGAAAGAGCCGCUACCUCGUUCUACUUUGGACUUAAACUUGCCUGCCUUGGUUGGAGAGGGUUCGGCCUCGUCUUGCUUUUCUGAUCUGACUCUGGAUUUGAGGUUGGGAAUUUGAUUAUGCGGGUUUGGUUUUCUAAUUUUACUGUGUCAUUUGAAGUUGUGCUGUCUUAUGUGUACCAUUGAUAUCUUCUGACUUGGAUAGGGUUGGGCACCCCAACAUUUAUU